CCCCCCCCCCCCCCCCCCCCCCCCCCCCCCCCCCCCCCCCCCCCCCCCCCCCCCCCCCCCCCCCCCCCCCCCCCCCCCCCCCCCCCCCCCCCCCCCCCCCCCCCCCCCCCCCCCCCCCCCCCCCCCCCCCCCCCCCCCCCCCCCCCCCCCCCCCCCCCCCCCCCCCCCCCCCCCCCCCCCCCCCCCCCCCCCCCCCCCCCCCCCCCCCCCCCCCCCCCCCCCCCCCCCCCCCCCCCCCCCCCCCCCCCCCCCCCCCCCCCCCCCCCCCCCCCCCCCCCCCCCCCCCCCCCCCCCCCCCCCCCCCCCCCCCCCCCCCCCCCCCCCCCCCCCCCCCCCCCCCCCCCCCCCCCCCCCCCCCCCCCCCCCCCCCCCCCCCCCCCCCCCCCCCCCCCCCCCCCCCCCCCCCCCCCCCCCCCCCCCCCCCCCCCCCCCCCCCCCCCCCCCCCCCCCCCCCCCCCCCCCCCCCCCCCCCCCCCCCCCCCCCCCCCCCCCCCCCCCCCCCCCCCCCCCCCCCCCCCCCCCCCCCCCCCCCCCCCCCCCCCCCCCCCCCCCCCCCCCCCCCCCCCCCCCCCCCCCCCCCCCCCCCCCCCCCCCCCCCCCCCCCCCCCCCCCCCCCCCCCCCCCCCCCCCCCCCCCCCCCCCCCCCCCCCCCCCCCCCCCCCCCCCCCCCCCCCCCCCCCCCCCCCCCCCCCCCCCCCCCCCCCCCCCCCCCCCCCCCCCCCCCCCCCCCCCCCCCCCCCCCCCCCCCCCCCCCCCCCCCCCCCCCCCCCCCCCCCCCCCCCCCCCCCCCCCCCCCCCCCCCCCCCCCCCCCCCCCCCCCCCCCCCCCCCCCCCCCCCCCCCCCCCCCCCCCCCCCCCCCCCCCCCCCCCCCCCCCCCCCCCCCCCCCCCCCCCCCCCCCCCCCCCCCCCCCCCCCCCCCCCCC
Molecule: messenger RNA, 924 nt
Organism: Leopardus geoffroyi (Geoffroy's cat)
Lineage: Eukaryota; Metazoa; Chordata; Mammalia; Carnivora; Felidae
Product: formin-like protein 20
Exons: 1
Source: RefSeq, a predicted model, not a curated record